GUCAGCGCUCCGGGCGGAAGUCGGGAGAUUCGGUGGUCCGAAGACGCUGGCUUGUGACACAGAGGGGGAGAAAGAAGGCCUGCUGGAAGGUUGCCUCUCCAUCCCUUCAGUCCCGGGCACCCUUGGAAAAAAGCCAACACCCGGCCCGCGGCAAGCCCCUUCCCCCAGGCUCUCUCCGCUCGAUUUCGCCACCGUUAUGUGGGAAGCGAAUCCGGAGAUGUUUCACAAAGCCGAAGAAUUCCUAUCCAAAACAGCAGGUGGUGAGAUGGACGAGAUGGACACAUCGGAUACCCAGUGGGGCUGGUUUUACUUGGCGGAAUGUGGAAAGUGGCACAUGUUUCAGCCGGAUACCAACAUUCAGUGUUCAGUUAGCAGUGAAGAUAUCGAACAAAGCUUCAAAACAAAUCCUUGUGGCUCCAUUUCUUUUACUACUUCCAAAUUCAGCUACAAGAUAGACUUUGCAGAAAUGAAGCAAGUGAAUCUUACUACUGGAAAACAGCGCUUAAUAAAAAGAGCCCCCUUUUCUAUCAGUGCUUUCAGUUAUAUCUGUGAAAAUGAGGCUAUCCCCAUGCCACCACAUUGGGAGAAUGUGAAUACUGACGUACCCUAUCAGCUUAUUCCUUUGCACAAUCAAACACAUGAAUAUAAUGAAGUCGCUAGUCUCUUUGGGAAAACAAUGGAUCGCAACAGAAUUAAAAGAAUUCAGAGAAUUCAGAACCUAGACUUGUGGGAGUUCUUCUGCAGGAAAAAGGCUCAACUAAAAAAAAAAAGCGGUGUGCCUCAGAUUAAUGAACAAAUGCUGUUUCAUGGUACCAGCAGUGAAUUUGUGGAAGCAAUUUGCAUUCAUAACUUUGAUUGGAGGAUAAACGGUAUACAUGGUGCGCUCUUUGGAAAAGGAACCUAUUUUGCUAGAGAUGCUGCUUACUCCAGUCGCUUCUGCAAAGAUGACAUAAAACAUGGAAACACAUUCCAAAUUCAUGGUGUAAGCCUGCAAAAUCGGCAUCUGUUUAGAACAUAUAAAUCGAUGUUUCUCGCUCGAGUGCUGAUUGGAGAUUAUAUAAAUGGAGACUCCAAAUACAUGCGACCUCCUUCCAAAGACGGUAGCUAUGUGAACUUAUAUGACAGCUGUGUGGACGACACCUGGAAUCCAAAGAUCUUUGUGGUGUUUGAUGCCAACCAGAUCUAUCCUGAGUACUUAAUAGACUUUCAUUGAUCCAACUUACAAAUCUCAGUGGUCAAGGAAGUUUAUUCUUUCUUGCAGGAAGACUUGCUCUCAUGUCAUCUAGCCACUAAUGUUAACUAUCUGACACUUUUCAAACAGACAUGAGAAAAAAAGUGGACUCCCUAUAAAAAGACAUACUGGCUUUAUGGUUGGUUUUACUGUUGUUUUGUUUCUGCUAGUUGUUCACUGUCUUGUUUGUUAAAGAUGGACACCAUUGCCAUUUUAACACCUUGCGGUGAAAGAUACCACUCAAAGCUGAUCAGCGGAGUCUCAGUUAGCAUGGUCAUUGAGAGUUAUCAGAGUUUCUGUGUGUGUUAUCGGGAUGAACGUUUUCAGGCGAGAUAGACUGAUUCCUACAUAUGUUCGGAAAAUAAGUUAUAGACAUAAGCUGGUUCCUUCAGAGGAACUGAACCUUUGUAAGUUGAAUUCUGAUGUUACUGUCCGCCAAUCUACAUGUUGCUUUGUUGGUCUUCUGAAACCUUGAAGCAGCCUGAGUAUUCUUGAGAGAAGUAGGAAAUAAGAAAAUUAUUUGCAGUCCUGCCAAACAAGCCAGAAGGAGAAAAUCAAGGUAGAGUGCCCUGCUUCUGUCUGCCCAGGACGCAGGCUGCAGUCUCAGAUUGCUCCUGUCACUCCGCUGUCUCCUGCAUCUGAACUGACAAGUGCCGCAGCUGUCGUUAGCCUGCAGUUCAUCCACCGAGGCUCUGGAAUUCUUGUAACUGAGACUUGCUGCACAAGGUGUUUAUUGCAGCUUUAAAGCAAAACUUUUAUUUACUGUUUAAAACACAUAUUUUCCCUUUGUUUUGGGGUUCUGACAGUGAUUACUUGUAAGGUAUUUUUAUCUGCUUCCCAACUACCACACACACACAGCUAUUCAACAGUGAUUUCUAAAAUUCACUUCCGAGUUGUAUUUCCCCAUUUUGAAUCAUUGGAUGCAAGGAACAAAUCUGGUUUAUUCCUUUCAGUAGCAAUUGACAAUCUGCUAACUCCCUUGAAAAGUUAGACAAAAUUUAUUAUCAUGUUUAAUGGAAGUUUGUUUCCCUGUUCUUUCUGUUUUGCUAUCCGAUUCUAGGAGAAGUAAUGUUGCAACAGCUUCCUGCCCUUAGAGGUAUUCUGGCAGACUUUUACAACCUUGAUUUUCAAUAGUUCUACCUGGAAGAAAGAAAAAAAAAAGAACACUUGUAUCAAUCAUUUUCAAGAAAACCUUCAAUCUAAUACUGAAUUGUCUUCAUUAUCCUCACCCAGUUUUAGCUGAGAGUUAGUGAACACAAUUUAACUUCUCAAGAAAAAUCCAGUAAAUGUUCAUGUCUGUGUUGUUCAGUUCAGCCAUUUGAGUUGGGAAGGCAUCUAAGCAUAAUAAAAAUGAAGAGUAUGGAGCAAGAUUAGGUUGGUAAUUCUUUACCUACUAUCUCCGCAUUUAUUAUAGCCCAGAACACUCGUAUUUGUGAGUCGAAAGUAAGUAGCACACAGGAAAUUGCGUGUACUGGUAUAAUACCAAUUAAAAGUAAAUGACAGCAAAGAUUUCCUGACUCAGAUAUGCGGACUAGCAGCCACUUUUGAUGAAGUGCUGUGAAUAUUUAGAAAGCAUAUAUUUUAGAAACAGUCAGAAAUCAUCAUGGAAAUAACUGAGAAAAAGUCUGCAGGCUGCCUUGGGAGUGGUAGUACACCAUUGCUCUAGCCCUGUUCACAAAGAACUUCCUUAGAGACAUUAGGAAUUUAGAUUUUUGAAAAUCUUUUGUGCUAUUUAUUUUUACACACCAAAAUGUUUACAUAGUCUGCAACAUGGCUGUCUUUUUUUUUUUUUCCUGAUUUAACAUGAUUUCCUCUCCCAUCACUUGACUGGAAUAACUAUUAUAAUGUCUGGGGGUUAUUUUUCAUUUAGACAUGUGCAGAUUUCAUCUCUGGGUGACUAAGAGCCCAGAGCUGAGAUGUGCAAGGCAAUCUGUGUGAACUUAAUUAGUUGGCUCAUCUGUAGGAAGCAGAGUGCACUGCAGUAGACAUUGUAAGAAAGAACUAUUUGAGAAUCUACUGUUAACUCUCCUUUUACAAGAAAGAGCCAAUUGAGAUCAUUUUUUUAAUGUGACAGCAUUGAGUUAAUUGACACUAAAAUUCAGUUUCUCUCUAUUGAUCAGUAGAUUGAGUUGAGAAUCAUGGUAUCAGUAUGUUAUACAUGCUGGUCUGGACCCAUCCACUUGUCACCUUUUCUUCUUGGCAUCACAUGGUAGGCGUGGGCGAGGGAAGAGAAGCCACUCCAGGUUAAAGAAUCAGUGAUUUAAAAUAUUCUACAUUGAAUGAAUCCCAGCUGAUAGUGACCUUUCUUUUUCACUUUGGUGAUAUCAGCCUCAGGGCAAAAAAAAAAUGUGUUUAUAAAGAAAGUUUCAUAAAUCUUGCUGUUAUGAACAGGAAGGUUUUUGUACUAGUGUGACUUUCAUCUCUCCACUGUGGUGACGAUGGUAAAGAAUUUGGAGCCAUUUUUGAUAUGUGAAAAUAUUGUUUUUACAUGUGGUGAUUAAAGCUCUCCAUCACAGG
Molecule: messenger RNA, 3748 nt
Organism: Myotis daubentonii (Daubenton's bat)
Lineage: Eukaryota; Metazoa; Chordata; Mammalia; Chiroptera; Vespertilionidae
Gene: PARP11
Product: poly(ADP-ribose) polymerase family member 11
Cellular component (GO): nucleus
Molecular function (GO): NAD+ poly-ADP-ribosyltransferase activity
Source: RefSeq, a predicted model, not a curated record